Molecule: messenger RNA, 649 nt
Organism: Rhizophagus irregularis DAOM 181602=DAOM 197198
Lineage: Eukaryota; Fungi; Glomeromycota; Glomeromycetes; Glomerales; Glomeraceae
Source: RefSeq, a predicted model, not a curated record
GGUACACAUUAUCAUUUGGAUCAACUAGUCUCCAACCAAUCUACUUCCAUAGCGAAAAUUACUCAUGACAUGGAAAACUUUAGUCUGGAUAAUCAUAUGAAUGCGAGCGUACCAGUUUCAUUGUCUCCUAAUUUUUUUCCAGAAUUUCUUAAAAUUUUGAAAGAAAAUUCCGAGAUUAUGAAACAAAUAACGCUUUCGCUCGAACAAGAGAAGAAUCGUAAAAGAGAAUUUGAAAAAGACACCUCAGAAUCCAUGAUUGUUGAAGCUAAAGCUGAAGGUCACAAUGACGUCUUAUUUACAUUUGAUCCGCAGAAGUACUUUCUUGGUGAAUGUAAAUCAUCUAAAUCAUACCUAGGUGAACUCUCCAAAUCGAUUAAUGAUCGUUUACUAAAAAAUCCAUUAGUAGAAAAAACCGAAUUGGCAGUUCAAACAUAUUUUAAUGAAUUAAUGGAUAUUUUUAAUUCAAAAUAUAAGAAUGAAAUUAUUACUAAGGGUAAAGAUAAUAAUCAAUCAUACCUUAAUAAAUUUAUGCCGGAUUUUAGUAUACUUAAGGAUGAUGAUACUAUAUCCUUUCGAUUUAGUUAUUUUGUUAAAAUAGAAUAUCGAAUUAAAUUACAUACUACUAAUUAACUAGUAAAUAAUAAAGAUG